AUGGCGAGCCAAUUGGUGCGUGUCCAGUUGCGGCGCGUCGACAGCUCGACGCCGUGGGGCUUCCGUCUCGACGGCGGCGUCGACGUGGCGCGCAGCCUGAGGCUGCAGCGCGUCACUCCAGGCGGAUUGGCCGAGCGCCACGGCCUCCGGUCGGGCGACAACGUCGUGCGCAUCAACCAAUCGGACACCGGCUGGAUGCGACACGAGGACGCCAAAAUGGAGAUUAUCCGCUCCAGCAACGACAUUGACUUGAUGAUCCGGCGCGACUGUCCCGCGUCGCCGACGCCAACGCCGACGGCGACGGCGACGGCGACGGCGACGUUGAUGCCGAGCGGCGCUUGGCGACCAAAGGUCGUCUCUUGCGUGCAAUUGUCGCCGGGCGGCCGCGCCGGCGACGGCGACGGCUAC
Messenger RNA from Protopolystoma xenopodis, 408 nucleotides. NCBI's taxonomy places the organism in Eukaryota, Metazoa, Platyhelminthes, Monogenea, Polystomatidea, Polystomatidae. The record is from the annotation of a GenBank genome assembly.